AUGUGCUCCAAGGCUGGUGGUGUCAAGACCACUUCUGGAAAGGCGAUCGCUGAAUGGAUCAUGCUGAACCGCAAAGCACUCAACCUCAAGUACGUGAUCUGGGGUCAGAAGAUCUGGAAUCCUUCGAGGGAUAGUGUAAAAUCGUGGUCCAAAUGGCGACCCAUGGAGGAUCGUGGAUCCAUUACUCAGAAUCAUUGGUAUGCAUCCUUCUCUCUCCUCACAUCUGAACUUGAGCUGACAAGAUAUAGGGACCACGUUCACGUGAGCUUCAACGA
Molecule: messenger RNA, 275 nt
Organism: Acaulospora colombiana
Lineage: Eukaryota; Fungi; Glomeromycota; Glomeromycetes; Diversisporales; Acaulosporaceae
Source: the annotation of a GenBank genome assembly